AUGCAUCAGCGAUGGCGAUCUCCUUCACCUCCGUGGCGUGACGAAAAUCAGCGCGUGAAAGAAGAAGAGCUGAGACGAGGCAAUGCUCUAACCGCAGGAGGUCAAUUGACGGACAUAUCUGGUAGAGUUUUAUGCUACGAUUCUUCAGUUCAGCGCAAUAACACAGGAGGAGUUCUGGCAUCGGCUCCAUGGGUAAACCAUCAGGAAUACAUCGUCUCUAUACCGAAAUUUCUCAAGGAUCAACUACCGGAAAUCGCUGCAAAAAGCUAG
Molecule: messenger RNA, 270 nt
Organism: Cooperia oncophora
Lineage: Eukaryota; Metazoa; Nematoda; Chromadorea; Rhabditida; Trichostrongylidae
Source: the annotation of a GenBank genome assembly